Striga asiatica is the source of this 1011-nucleotide messenger RNA. The record is from the annotation of a GenBank genome assembly. NCBI's taxonomy places the organism in Eukaryota, Viridiplantae, Streptophyta, Magnoliopsida, Lamiales, Orobanchaceae.
AUGAACUGGUCGGUCACGGGUGACACGAGUGCCUCGGCUCGGUCAGUAAUAACUCGCGUGCUUCGGGUGGGCGUCCAAGUUAGGGAUAUUUACCAUCGCAUACCCGAGUCACGAACCUUAACCACGCGGGCGCUUGAACUCGCACUACUGGGCCUAUUCUCCGCGUCACCAGGUGUUGCCGGGUAUCGCUAUAUACCUUGGCAUGAGACGCGACACGGCCAGUGCUAUCGGGGCACAUGCUAUGUGCAUGGCCGCGGUCAGCAUCACACAGGUGCGUAUCCGGGCGUGACUGGUUGGGUGCGACAGGCACUCCCCGGCACGCGGGCACGACCCUGGCAAGGUUAUGUACCGAACGCGCUAUGCACACGGGGUGCUAACACGAGCAGGCACGGUGCAAACUCUAUUCAGAGGCACUUCCCCGGCAAGUUAACCUCUAAACAUGGUAGUUACCUGGUGCUGGCCCUCCGCUACGUGUAUGGUGCGGUCACGAAAUUUGAUUUGGGCCUCGGUUGUGCCAAGCUGGCGCUGGGCCGCGCAAGGUCUGUGCGACAGGCCAUGCACUGGGCUGUACUGACGGGCCGCGCGUUGGGCUGCGAGCGCGGGUGUGGACUGCCCAUGGACCGUACGUGUGAAAAGGUUGCCAAAUGUGUUGGGCCAUUCGCCUCGAGCAAAGAUCCAUUGACUGCUCCACUACUGACCGAGGAAAAAAGACCACCUAAACUUGCCACCGAAAAACAAGAUGCACCUUCUUCGACCAACCCAGUGGUUGAACAACAACCCGCUCCUCAUCUAGAACCAACGGCCAAACCAGUAGUCGAGCAACCGACUUCUCCUCUGAAGACCUCGCUCGAGUCAUCCCAGCCAUUACCAGAAGUACGUGAAUCGACCUCUGGCUCGAGCCAGCAAGUCGAGAAACUCCGAGAGCAACUCCAAGAGCCCAACGCUGAGCAGACUCCUCAGAAUCCUGCCAAUCAAUCUACCGAUGUCGAGCGUGCUUCGAAUGCUCCUUAG